Messenger RNA from Lathyrus oleraceus (garden pea), 633 nucleotides. RefSeq lists its product as uncharacterized. The record is from RefSeq and is a predicted model, not a curated record. NCBI's taxonomy places the organism in Eukaryota, Viridiplantae, Streptophyta, Magnoliopsida, Fabales, Fabaceae. Bases 1 to 633 code for a protein of 210 amino acids. The transcript has a single exon.
AUGAGUCAGAUAGCCCAACAACUAGCGGGUUCUCAACAACAAGGCAUUUUACCAAGUUCUACGGUUACUAAUCCAAGAGAAAAUAAUCAUGUGAAUGAGGUGACCACAAGGAAUGGUAAGUCGAAAGAAGUACCUGAGAAGAGUUCUGAAGAAGAAGACUUAUUGCUUGAAGUUUAUCUAGAGAUAAAAGAAAAUGAGGUUGCGAAUGAAGAGGUUACCAGUGAUGAAAGAGGGGUCAAAGAUAAAGUUAUUGAUCCAAAACCGGUCGUCAAACUGCCAUUCCCAACAAGAAAUAAGAAGAAAGGGCAGCAUAAGAAAAACUUUGAGAAGUUCUUGGAGAUGUUUAAAAAGCUUGAGCUAAACAUUCCGUUCUUGGAGGCGCUUGAGCAAAUGCCUACCUACGCAAAGUUCAUGAAAGACAUCAUCUCGAAGAAGCGGACCAUAGAGACUAACUCGAUUAUUCUAACGGAAACUUGUAGUGCCAUUUUGCAGGGUAUGAAGGUUCCGGUGAAAAAGAAGGAUCGAGGUUCUGUGACUAUUCCAUGUACCAUUGGAGAUAGAUCCUUCAAGAAAGCUCUAAUUGAUUUGGGAGCGAGUAUAAGUUUUAUGCCAUUGUCUAUCUAUAAGAGGUAG